Molecule: messenger RNA, 781 nt
Organism: Schistocerca serialis cubense
Lineage: Eukaryota; Metazoa; Arthropoda; Insecta; Orthoptera; Acrididae
Product: sine oculis-binding protein homolog
Exons: 3
Coding region: 155-601 (148 amino acids)
Source: RefSeq, a predicted model, not a curated record
CCAACUCCCACAAACAAACAGCGAACAAUGUCUUGGACGCUCUGCUGCGCUUCCGUAUGGAGGAUGACUUGUGACAAUUUGCACGUGAAGCACGACUUCCAUCCGACAAGUAGCAGCUCUGCGGGACUGGCGUCAGCCGUGCAGGCGGGCGUUCAUGGCGGCGACCCUGGCGUUGUGCUGGUCCAGGAAGAGGCGGCGCUGGUCGCGCAGCUGGUCCGACGGCAGCGGCGUCCUCCUUGGCUGGCGCCUGCUCUUCCUGGACGGCUUCUUGCGACUGCCACCGCCACGGCUGCCGCCCUUCCUCUUGCGCUUGGGCUUGCGUUUCUUCUUGCCGCCACCGCCGCCGCCGCCGCCGCCGCCGCUCUUGCGCUUGUUGGUGAUGGGGCUGGUGCUGUUGCCGCCGCUCCCUAGAGGCGCAUCGCUCGCCGGCUGCGAGAAGCCGGUCCCUGUGCCUGUCCCCGUACCUGUACCUGUUCCGGUACCCGUUCCAGUUCCUGCAAUUUACAUAACACAGCACAGUAGCAGCAUCUCACAGGGGAAACAUGCACAACAGAACUGCUACCUAUCACCAAGGAAAAGUGUCGUGACCUGCAAGAACUGAAGGUGUUCUGUGACGCAGGGGCCCAAGAGUACUAUACAAAUAUUCCUCUCUGGCAGCGAAUUUACAAGCACGUUUUGUGUUAUUUGUUUGUAAUAAGUAAAAGGUGAGAAAUGAAGACUGUGGGUUAUAAAAACUGUGAUUUAUGCUGAUAACUGAAAUUAUGUCCUAUUAACUAUAUUU